AUGUUCCUUCAACGCACAGCCUUCACCCUUGCGAGGCGCACUCCUGCCCGGGCCUUCGCUGCUCGCCCGUUCUCCUCCUCCGUCAUCCGCUCCAACAAGGCCAAGUACGGAGUUGAGAAGGAUGGCAAGAUCCUUCCUUUCGAAGAGAUCAACACUGAGCAGGACCUCGUUCCCCCCGGUGCCAAGCCCGGAACCGUCCCCAGCGACGUUGAGCACGCCACCGGUCUCGAGCGUCUGGAACUUAUCGGAAAGAUGCAGGGCAUUGACAUCUUCGACAUGAGGCCCCUGGAUGCCUCCCGCAAGGGAACCCUUGACAACCCCAUCAUUGUCAACGGUGCCGGUGACGAGCAGUACGCCGGUUGCACUGGCUACCCUGCCGACUCUCACCAGGUCAACUGGCUGACGGUGUCCCGUGACCGCCCUCUCGAGCGCUGCGGCGAGUGCGGUAACGUCGUCAAGCUGAACUACAUCGGCCCCGACGAGGACCCCCAUGCCCACGACCACGGCCACGGCCACCCCGCUCCCGAGGAGCCCAAGACCUUCGCCGACUACGUCAAGCCCGAGUACUGGUACCGGUAA
Aspergillus melleus is the source of this 579-nucleotide messenger RNA. It is a transcript of the gene cox5b, whose product is annotated as cytochrome c oxidase subunit IV. The record is from RefSeq and is a predicted model, not a curated record. Lineage: Eukaryota; Fungi; Ascomycota; Eurotiomycetes; Eurotiales; Aspergillaceae. Bases 1 to 579 code for a protein of 192 amino acids. The transcript has 6 exons. Gene Ontology annotation, cellular component: mitochondrial envelope. Gene Ontology annotation, biological process: mitochondrial electron transport, cytochrome c to oxygen.